CCCACAGAAUCCGCAUUCGCGAUGUCCACCCAAAGCAUGUCCGUCCAAUUCCGCUACGCCGACGACAUGGGAUUCGGCACGGAGGAGACCCGCGAUCAGGUGAAGAAGAUCAUCCAAGCAGACACCGGCUCCGACAUCUGGGCGAGCACGCGGAAUAUCCCCCCGACUCACUUCUUGACGUAAGUUUCACCCUGGAAAUCGUUAAGUUUAUGGAAGGUGGGGAAAAGGAGGGAAUUGUCGGUUUUGGCAGAGAUUGCUUAUUUCUUGACUUCGGGUUCAGGCUCUCUGGGAAAGCAGUUGAGGAGCUGCGGGCGGU
Messenger RNA from Aspergillus aculeatinus CBS 121060, 316 nucleotides. RefSeq lists its product as uncharacterized. The transcript is spliced from 3 exons. Bases 22 to 183 code for a protein of 53 amino acids. Lineage: Eukaryota; Fungi; Ascomycota; Eurotiomycetes; Eurotiales; Aspergillaceae. The record is from RefSeq and is a predicted model, not a curated record.